Messenger RNA from Haemonchus placei, 2001 nucleotides. Lineage: Eukaryota; Metazoa; Nematoda; Chromadorea; Rhabditida; Trichostrongylidae. The record is from the annotation of a GenBank genome assembly.
AUGACUGAAGUGAUUGGCCGCGAGCAAGUCAAAGCCCAACCUUCCACUUUUGCUGAAAACUCUCGCGAUUCUUUGUUGUUUGGCAAAUUUCGCAUUCGAUUGUGCAAAAGUGAAGAGGUGCCAAUUCUGGCUGAUUUAUAUGGGAACCGAUACCCAGAAAUCGUGGUAGUAGACCUACCAUCAGAAGCAAAGCAGGAAACCAGGAACGCCGAAACAGUGGGUGAGGUGCAUAAAAGGUUAGAUAAUGGAAUGGAUACAGAUGCAGACGAGAUGGGAGAUGGGCCACUUGUUUUCGAUUUUCUAUCGCUGUCCAAACUUGAACGACGAUGUGGAACAGACGAGAAGGGUGAACGAUCAACUGCAAAUCGUCCCAUUGUGUCAACAAACUACUUCGAUUGCAAUCCGUUGGAUGCACCCACGGCUUUUGGUCUUCGUAAUAGGUUUUUGCGGAAGAACUGUUCUUCGGGACUAAACGAGCAAUUCGCGGGAAUGCCUGUUUGGAUAAUUGUAAAUGCGAAAGAUCAGUUGGGGACAGCAUUUGUUGGACACCAGUUGUCCAACACCAAAAUCUCUACGUUCCAUACUAGAUGUUUGGGUCGCUUUGGAGAAAAAUGUGAACGUGCUAUUAAAGUGCUUGCUAAUCGCUUUAAACAUGGUCUUGAUGCGAAGGACAAGGCUCUUGCCCUUUAUAGUAUUUUGGGGAACAAUGUUUCUCCCACGUGGGGACCGAAAAGAUGCCUCGCCGAUAUGACCCUAACCUUCAAAUGGGAUACAAAGACCGAAAGCUUCUUAUGUUCACCACCGCCAUCAGCGUCAGCGAUUUUCCAUUUUUCACCUGGCUGGAAGGACAAACGUGUCGCUUUAUUAGAAGCCACUGAGCACCUGGAGCAUGUAGAUUUCACUGAACUUCUGUGGGAUAUUUUGAAGAAAUGCCCAGACUACAAAACUCUAGUGGCUGCUCUAAAUAUUGUAUUCGACGCUUUGAAACAAUGUCGUAUCAAUGCUGUUCUACAUGAAGACAACAAGUCAUCGAUUGCGCGGCUGAUACGCGAUGCGCAAUCUCAGGAUCUCAUGCUUCCACGUUUGGAAGCCCUCACCCCCAUACAGAUUUUACUUGAAAUUGGAUAUGAACGUUUCAAAAGAGAUAUGGUACAAGCAUACAACUCUGCGGGUUUUACGACGAAUGAAACUGAUCUCGACCUGGACUUGAAGCCACAACCCAACGUUUCGCUCGAGGAAAGAACCAGAGCUCUUCUUCCUCUUCACCUGGCUUUACAGACGCUGCUUGAGAUGAAACGUUAUCUAAUUCUUCCCGAUCACACACUGAACACCUUGACAAGAUCAGUGAUUGCCAAAUACAGUGCUGGUCCAAUAACUGAUAUCACGAAAGUGUUCUACGAGAAGGCGGUGUCGUUGAUUCAUGUCCAGCAAGGUCUCAUUGAAAAGCUACCUGAUUUAUGGACUCAUGAGACUUCCUACUCAUCUGGCGGGUCGCUAGUGGCUCAAGCAUUCGUUCACCUGACCCGUGAACCUCGCUUACACUUUCUCGAGGAUAAGACCGACUUUGAGCCGGUCAUUAAUGAGCCGGAUCAGGUGGCGAAUGAUAAGAGGUUUUUGAGCGCGGUAAUGGCAAUGAUUUUCCGUAGAAAAGAAGUGAAAAAAGCAUUUGAAGUAUUCACGGAUCGUGCGCUCAAAUACGUGUUUCGGAUCCCUCGUUGUGUAACGCUUCCAGAACACGAGGAAACACAUGAACUCAUCCAUACAAUGGACUCUAACACAAUGAGUGUAGAUGAGCUAAAUCGUAAUUGUGAACGACUCGCAGCGGAGGUGGUUGAGAAGCGUUUUACUCUUCUCGAUUUGGAGCAGCAACUUCAAGAGGCAAAUGAUGUGAUUGAGGUUUUAUCAAUCGUGAUAAAGCAGCUACAGCAAACUCCUGUCGGCGAGGAUUGCAAUGAUGGUACCAGCUCCAAUACUACUCUUGGUGGUACGGAUACGAAUUAA